Hippocampus zosterae (dwarf seahorse) is the source of this 2844-nucleotide messenger RNA. Its product is annotated as nuclear receptor subfamily 2 group C member 1-A-like. The record is from RefSeq and is a predicted model, not a curated record. Bases 209 to 2332 code for a protein of 707 amino acids. The transcript is spliced from 14 exons. Gene Ontology annotation, molecular function: RNA polymerase II cis-regulatory region sequence-specific DNA binding; nuclear receptor activity; zinc ion binding. NCBI's taxonomy places the organism in Eukaryota, Metazoa, Chordata, Actinopteri, Syngnathiformes, Syngnathidae. Gene Ontology annotation, biological process: anatomical structure development; negative regulation of transcription by RNA polymerase II; cell differentiation.
AUUACCCGAAAAAGGCAAAAAAACCAAAACCAAACCAAAACAAUUGGGGUCACGAACUCUGACCCGUCUUCCAUUCUCAUAAAAAAAGGAUAAUUUAUUUGGAUAGUAAAGGAUAAAUUCAAUUUACAGCGUCCCAUGCACAGGUGCGCACACUUGAUGGGCCACUGAGGCGAGUCGCGGGGGGCCAGUGGAGGUGUGCAGCGCGAGUAUGGAUGGCCACACGCAGAGGAUCCAGCUGGUGUCAGCAGAUGGCAACAUGUCCAUGGGGCACCGAAUUCAGAUUGUGAGCGAUCCGCAGAAGAAGUUCCAGAUCGUGACGGCCCUGGAGCCGGCGUCUCCCGGCAAGCAGCAGUUUAUCCUGGCCAACGCCGAGUAUUCCCCCGGCGGGAAGGUGAUCCUGGCCAAGCGAGAGGGCUCCCCCAACAAGGUCCUCCUCGCCAGCCCCGACGGCUCCGGGCUCAACCAGCUGCUCUUCACCUCUCCCGAUCUGUCGGGCCCGCAGAUUCAGUUUGUCACCGAGGGCUGCGAGCAGUCCGUGGCCAAGCCUAUUGUGGAGUACUGCGUUGUCUGCGGGGACAAGGCCUCCGGGCGCCAUUACGGAGCGGUCAGUUGCGAGGGCUGCAAAGGCUUCUUCAAGCGCAGCAUCAGGAAGAACCUGGUGUACACGUGCAGGGGCUCCGGCGAGUGCGCCAUCAACAAGAUCCACCGAAACCGCUGCCAGUACUGUCGACUGCAGCGCUGCAUGGCCGUGGGCAUGAAACAGGAUUCCGUGCAGUGCGAGAGGAAGCCCGUGGACGUGCCCGCCAGGGAAAAGUCUGUCAACUGCGCCGCCUCCACGGAGAAGAUCUACAUCCGCAAGAACCUGUGCAGCCCGCUGGCCGCCACGCCCACCUUCGUGUCCGACAGGGAGACCUCCAGGUCGGCGCAUUUGCUGGAGUCCAGCAUGUUGCUCAACAUCCAACAAUCUUUCCCCAAGCUGGAAAACGCCAUCUUGAUCCCGGCGUCCCCGGAAAAGCACGACGACCCCUGCCACGGCGACCUGGGCACGCUGGCCAACGUGGUGACCUCGCUGGCCCACCUCAACAAGGCCAGGGAGGCCGGCGGCGGCGGCGAGACGGCCGACACGCUCAGCAACGGCGACGACUCCAUGACGGACCUGCAGGAGGAUGAGCAAAGCGAUAUCAGCAGAGCCUUUGACACGCUGGCCAAAGUCCUGCACGCCGACGGCUCGUCGCCGCCCAACCUGCAGGCUGCCAUGCGGCUGAUGUCGGGCGACCAGUCGGGCCCGGUGUCGGACGUGGAGGGCUCGCUGCUCUCGGAAAGCCAUAUCCCGUUCAAGCUGAUGAUGCCCGUGCCCGUGCCGGAGUUCCUCAACGUCAACUACAUCUGCGAGUCGGCCUCGCGCCUCCUCUUCCUGUCCAUGCACUGGGCGCGCUCCAUCCCGGCCUUCCAAGCCUUGGGAGGUCAGGAGGACAACGACAUCAACCUGAUGAAAGCUUGCUGGAACGAGCUCUUUGCCUUGGGUCUGGCCCAGUGCUCCGACGUGAUGAACGUGGCCACCAUCUUGAGCGCCAUCAUCGGCCAUCUGCAGACCGCCUUGCAGGAAGAGAAGCUUUCCCAAGAGCGCGUGAAACUGGUGAUGGAGCACAUCUGGAGGCUGCAGGAGUUCUGCAACAGCAUGAGCAGGCUGUCGCCGGACGCUUACGAAUACGCCUUCCUCAAAGCCAUCGUUCUCUUCAGUCCCGAUCGAGAGGUUCCAGCAGAAGGCCUACGUGGAGCUGCAGGACUACGUGGCGCGCACCUAUCCCGAAGAUUCCUACCGGUUGUCCAAGCUGCUCCUGCGGCUUCCCGCCCUGCGACUGAUCAGCGCCGCCGUCACCGAGGAGCUCUUCUUCGCCGGCCUCAUCGGCAACGUGCAGAUCGACAGCAUCAUCCCGUACAUCCUCAAAAUGGACUCCACCGACUACAACAGCCAGUCGCUGCCCGGGGUUUGAGCCCGGCCCCCCCCACCACCGCCCCCCUUUGGCCUCGGGAAAGCGCCCGGACUGUCGCGGCCGGUCUCGGGCCACGGCGUGGUCACAUCGCCGUUCGUCCGCCUCCCCCGCCCCUCCCCCGCCCGCCCUUGGAGUCGGUCUGCAGAGUCUGGCGGCGUAAGAUAAGAGAGUCGGCGAUCAGGCCGGAAGCGGCGCUCUUGUCGCGCGUUGACUUGACGGCGCCGAAUUCCCCAUUUUCUGCUUUGUCGCCGCAAGGCCUUUUUUGCAAAAAGCGGUUGCGGCAGACGCGUUUUCUAAGCCGCUACUCGUCGACGGCUCGGGAUGACAUUUCGGGAUGAACCUCAAAUGCGUUGGGCUACCGAAAUGGACCAACGCCUUCCCACUUCUUUGCCUUUCUGUGACUCUUCCGGUCGCUCUUUUCUCAGCCACCCGCUGACGACGCGACGCUCUAAACUCAGUGGCCGCUAAAGCAGCACUGGAAGAGUCACAGAAAGCCGUCGGUGGUCUUUUAGUUGCCCAAACUCCCAAACGUUUUGGGAAUACUGUACAAUCAUGCUGUCCUGUGGGUUGUUUUUUUUUUUUUUUUUCUUCCGCAAUUGACUCCAAAACGUCCUUGUGAAUUUAUUUGUGGCGAAAGGUUAUAACCUUUAUUUUUUUUUUGAAAGUUGUGGAUUUGUUUGCCCAUCCAAAGGAUCGGACCAACAAUGCCGUCACUGCGUGUAAAUAGAAUUUGGCGGAGAGCACUCUGUGAGGAUCACAUCUUGUCUUUUGGACAAAAAAAAAAAAAAAAAACGGAACAAAACAAUCUAUUGUGGUCUUGUCGUAUGAAAAUAAAAACAAGCCUCCCUGA